AUGUCUGUCUUCUCCGAGUGUGCCCAAUACAUAGUCUCCUUCGAGCAGUUUGACAAUAAAGGGAAUCCAGACAACAUUUUGGCCGCCGAAAAGCGACAAACAGUCGAGGGCCAGAAGAUAUAUAGCACGGCUGUCUUCAAGAGCCAGCUUGUGCGCCGGCUAAUUGAUGACAAGCAUAUCACUUAG
Penicillium mononematosum is the source of this 186-nucleotide messenger RNA. RefSeq lists its product as uncharacterized. The transcript has a single exon. Lineage: Eukaryota; Fungi; Ascomycota; Eurotiomycetes; Eurotiales; Aspergillaceae. The record is from RefSeq and is a predicted model, not a curated record. Bases 1 to 186 code for a protein of 61 amino acids.